AGAAAAGAUGGAAGAGCGGAAGACAGAGUCACGUUCACGUUGGUUGGUUCCUUCCCAACAUAUGCAUGACAUGAUCAUGGAGUUGUUUUUUCAAAGGGACCCAUUAUGCCCGUUUGGUUCAUAACAGAAUUGACCUGGUUUCUUAAAUGCCCUGAAGAUGCAGUCUCUAAUUGAAGAUGGCAACCAAACCCCCACCUGUUGAUAUUCAUGGCCUAAAUCGAGCUAUUUUAUAAGAAGCAUUGAAAAAGACUGAUGGGAUUUGAGACUCUGAGAGUGUUAAAUGUUGGGGUUGCUGGUUUCUAUAUAUUGAAUCCUUAAAAGUUCAAUUAGGAUCUGUAAAUUUCUUUCUGUUUUAGAAAAUGGAGGAAGAAGGCAAAUCUUUAGCCAUUACCCCGACAUGGGCUUUGGCUUCAGUAAUCACUUUUAUGGUUUCUUUAGGGUUCUUCUUUCAAUUCUCUUUGGAACGAUUUGGAAAGUGGUUGGAUAGGACUAAGAGGAAAGCACUACUUUCAGCUUUGGAGAAGAUCAAAGAUGAGCUAAUGCUUUUUGGGCUUUUGUCAUUGCUGAUGGGUCACUGGGUUGUAUUUGUGGCCAAGAUUUGUGUGAAAUCAUCAGAUAUGAGCAGCAGAUUUUUCCCAUGUGCAAUUAUUGAUGAGUUCAAAUUAGAAGAACACAGUCUUGAUUCAGCUGCUAGUUAUACCAAUGAUUCAACAGCUACCUCUAUUAAAACUUGCUGA
This is a messenger RNA of Jatropha curcas, 737 nucleotides long. Lineage: Eukaryota; Viridiplantae; Streptophyta; Magnoliopsida; Malpighiales; Euphorbiaceae. The record is from RefSeq and is a predicted model, not a curated record.